Molecule: messenger RNA, 1323 nt
Organism: Miscanthus lutarioriparius
Lineage: Eukaryota; Viridiplantae; Streptophyta; Magnoliopsida; Poales; Poaceae
Source: the annotation of a GenBank genome assembly
AUGGCGCCUGGGCUUUUUCUGCUAGCGGCGUCGUGUAGGUCUCAGGUGUUUGUUGGGGAGGGCGGAAUGGGGCCGUCCAUGGAGGGGACGGAGGAGGCCAACAGGACGGCAGUGCAGAGCUGCCACCGGGUGCUGGCGCUCCUCUCCAACCCGCACGGCCAGCUCGUCCCCAGCAAGGACCUCGUGGCCGCCACCGGGGACGCCGUCGCCAAGUUCGGCUCCCUGACGGCCAAGCUCUCCAACUCCAACACCAACGGCAAUGGCCUGCAGCUGCAGGGCCACGCUAGGGUCAGGAAGAUCAAGAAGCCCCUGCCCAUCUUCGACAGCAACCUCUUCCUCGAGAGCUCUGCGUUGGCCACCGCCGCCGCCGCCGCCACUGUGGCCAAGACGCCCAGCCAGAGCCCGAUCACUGGCCUCCAGCUGUUCCCGAGGUACCACCAGAUGGAGGGCUCGUCGUCUAAGGAUCCUAUCAGGAUCCCUGCCCAGUUCCCCAAGAGGUUGCUGCUAGAGAACCCGGCUGCCGGUCUGGAGGGGCCGUCGUCCAAGGCCCCUCCGGUCCAGAUGGUCCAGCCAGUGUCCGUUGCGCCUCCUGCAGGGACGCCCACCCCGGCAUUGCCCGCCGCUCACCUUCAUUUCCUCCAGCAGAACCAGAGCUACCAGAGGUUUCAGCUCAUGCACCAGAUGAAGAUUCAGAAUGAGAUGAUGAAGAGGAGCAAUCUUGGUGAUCAGGGUGGUAGCUUAAGCAGUGGUGGUGGUGGUGGUGGUAGUAAGGGUGUGAAUCUCAAGUUUGACAGCUCGAAUUGCACGGCGUCAUCGUCUCGCUCGUUCCUUUCGUCUCUGAGCAUGGAAGGGAGUCUUGCCAGUUUGGGUGGAAGUCGGGCCAGCAGGCCGUUCCAGCUAGUUAGUGGCUCUCAGACAUCUAGCACACCAGAGCUGGGCCUGGUGCACAGGAGAAGGUGUGCUGGUAAGGAGGAUGGGAGUGGUCGGUGCACAACCGGGAGCCGAUGCCGUUGUUCAAAGAAAAGGAAGCUAAGGAUAAGGAGGUCCAUCAAAGUCCCUGCAAUAAGCAACAAGAUUGCAGACAUCCCAGCUGAUGAGUUCUCAUGGAGGAAGUAUGGGCAGAAGCCAAUUAAGGGAUCCCCACAUCCUAGAUUACAAAUACUCACAAGCUGGCUGCCUUGCAGGGGUUAUUACAAGUGUAGCAGUGUGAGAGGGUGCCCCGCGAGGAAGCAUGUUGAGAGGUGUGUGGACGACCCCUCGAUGCUGAUUGUUACCUAUGAAGGUGACCACAACCACAACCGAGUUCUAGCCCAGCCAGCCUGA